AAAAAAAAAUACAAAGACAAUAUGAAAAGUAAUUUUCUAAUUUUUACAUGUUAUUUUAUAACAAUCAGUUUAAUUUUCGUGACUAGAAUAAAUGCUGCUGAAGAAGGAAUUCAACUACAAGCUGAAAUAGGCCAACAAUUGGCUGUUAAAAUAACAGGUCCACCAGGAAAUCUUCCAAUUGUUGGAUGUUUAAUUAUAAAUAUAAAGAAUCCAGCAAUUAAACACACAUAUUUUUACAAGUCAACUGAUAAUAAUGGUGAACGUGAAAUAUCGAUCAAUGGAACUGAAGAUUUAGAUCAUCAUGGGAAUAAUAAUUCUUGUUCAUUUAUUAUAAAAAAUUUUACCGACAAAUUUAUUGGUGAAUGGAUAAUUGAAACACAGUAUAAAGAAAAUUUUGAUUAUUCUGGAUUAUUCAAGUACAAAGAAGACUACAUUACAAUUAAAAUAUAAUAAUGAUUUUUUUUUAAAUAUUAAAAAAAGUAAUGAUUAAUAAUAAAAUCAGAGACUCAAGACAAAACUAAUUGAGCUUUUCCU
This is a messenger RNA of Aphidius gifuensis, 534 nucleotides long. RefSeq lists its product as uncharacterized. The transcript is spliced from 2 exons. Lineage: Eukaryota; Metazoa; Arthropoda; Insecta; Hymenoptera; Braconidae. The record is from RefSeq and is a predicted model, not a curated record. Bases 22 to 450 code for a protein of 142 amino acids.